AUGUCCCGAGAAAUCAUCCACGGUGAGGACGCCAGGCUGCCGGUAGCCGGCGUGUUGAGCUCAUUGAGAAGUUUCAUCAAGCGCGAUAAUACGGCUGCAUUCUUGGCUGGUGGAGUUGCGGGAGCAUUAUCCCGGACUGCCGUUUCACCGUUUGAGAGGGUCAAGGUACUUUACCAGGUUCAAGGCACCAGCAAGGCUACGCAGUCUUACAGACACGGAGUGCUCAGAUCUGUGGCUCAGAUCUGGCGAGAAGAGGGCCUCAAAGGUUUAUAUAGAGGAAAUGGUGUCAAUUGCUUCAGAGUGUUUCCUUAUUCAGCAGUUCAAUAUUCCGUGUACCAGCAGUUGAAAUCGGUAUUGGGAACGGGUCCUGCGGAGAGUCGGCAGCUGGACGUGCCCAGUAAGCUAUUUGCAGGAGCUGUUGCAGGAAUGGCUUCAGUGGUGGCUACAUAUCCUCUGGAUCUGGUGAAGACUCGUCUUUCGGUUCAAACUGCCUCUCUGAAGAACUUGUCGACGUCCAGAAUUGAUGGAAAUACCAGAAAACCACCCGGCAUGUUCAGGUCUUUGGUGAAAAUCUAUACCGAAGAAGGUGGGGUACUUGCACUAUACAGAGGUCUAUUGCCGACCAUACUGGGAGUGGCUCCUUAUGUUGCGAUCAACUUUUCGAUAUACGAAAAACUCAAGGAACAAUUACCCGUGCAAUACCAGCACAAUGCGAUUUUGACCAUGGCUAUUGGUGCUGUUUCCGGAGGAAUUGGCCAAUCGUUGAUCUAUCCUUUUGACAUUCUUAGGCGAAGAUUUCAGGUCUUGACUCUGGGAACUGGUGAGAUGGGCUUCAAGUAUAAUUCCAUUUGGGAUGCAUUCAGGACAAUUUGGCGAACAGAAGGCACCAGAGGACUUUUCAAAGGCUGGGUUGCAAAUAUGUGGAAGAUCAUGCCUUCUAUGGCAGUUCAAUGGGCCUCAUACGAUCUGGUGAAAGAACUUAUCAAGAUCUUGUAA
This is a messenger RNA of Kuraishia capsulata CBS 1993, 996 nucleotides long. RefSeq lists its product as uncharacterized. The coding region runs from base 1 to 996 and encodes 331 amino acids. The transcript has a single exon. The record is from RefSeq and is a predicted model, not a curated record. NCBI's taxonomy places the organism in Eukaryota, Fungi, Ascomycota, Pichiomycetes, Pichiales, Pichiaceae. Gene Ontology annotation, biological process: transmembrane transport.